GCAUUGAUGCCGCGAUCAUGUCCGACAACAUCCCGAGGCCACUUCAUCGUGGACAUGGCAUACGCAAUGGGCCAAGGGCUGAGAUGGCACGAUGCCCCUCUUCAUAAGAAUGAUGGCCUGCCUGCUGUGCGCGACACGCGGCUCAUGCAGAAACUCACAUCUUGACAAUCCGACGACGCUCUUCUGGCAGCAGAGAUGGCUUUACUCGACUUGAUCUCAACUCAAAAGAUUGGAAGCUUGGACGAAGCUUUUCUUGUCAAAGCUCUCGCUAUCGCUGCGAUAUCGCUUGCCGUGGCUUACUACCUGCGAAUUUCGAAGCCCAAGCCUCUCGAUCUCGCGCAGUACUCCCAUUUCCCCCAGCCUGAGCCAGCAGACCCCGUGAGAGGCCAUUGGCCAUGGAUCGAGAAAGCCGCUGGCGAGGGCGAUCCUCGACGAGCUUUCGACGAGAUGUUGUAUGAACAGGCUGAGAAGCUCGGUUUCCCUCCGGUCCUCCUUGUCGACUGGCGCCCAAUCGAAAAGUUCCCCAUUCUGUUCAUCCUGGACAAUGAUGUUGCCGAACAGGUCACCAAACCGAGUAAGGCCUACAGGACCAGUAUGCCGAAGCAUCCAGCUAUUCAGCAGCUGGCUCCCCUGGUGGGCGCUAGGUCUCUGGUUACCACCGACGGUGAUGAAUGGAACGCGUUGUACAAGAGAAUUCGGCCUGGCUUCCAGCCUCAACAUCUUCUCAGCCUCGUCGAUGUCAUUCUUGACAAGACAGAGACCUUCAUCGAUCUCAUGACACAAAAGGCUGCCAGCAACGAGACAUUCUGCUUGGAGACGUACACGACGAACCUCGUCUUCGACAUUAUCGGUAUCGUAACAUUCGACAUGGACCUCAACGCCCAAAUCGAUGGAAAGCAAAGCGACGUUCUCCUGACCUACCGUGCCCUCUCCGAAGCCUUUAACAAGCGCCCAUUCGGCGGCGUAGGGUGGCGCGACUACUUCUCUGCCAACGAGCGCGAAGUCCGGUACCAGGACCGCAAGCUCGACAAGAUCCUCAAAGCCGAAAUCAAAAAGCAACACAAAACCCUCCUCACCUCUGGCCCCGACACCAAGGCCAAAACAAAAAGCGUGGCAACUCUCAGCCUCCACGGCAUCCCUGCCCUCAACUCCCAGAUCCUCCAGCAAACAAGCGACACCCUGCGCGGCUUCCUCUUCGCCGGCCACGACACAACCUCCAUCCUCCUCCAAUGGAUCUUCUACGAGCUGCACACGCACCCCUCUGCCGCCGCCGCUCUCGCCGAAGAACUCACCUCUGCAUUCGGUCCCUCGCCGCACCCCUCCACCAUCGCCGCCCGCCUCCGCAGCCCCGAGGCAGCCCACCUGCUAACCCACCUGCCAUACACCGACGCCCUGAUCAAAGAAACCCUGCGUCUGCACCCGCCGGGCACCACCGCGCGCGUCGCGCCCGCGGCCUCGCACACCACACUGACCCUCCCGGACGGCACACCGCUCACCGUCGACGGCCUGUGCGUGUCCCCCCGCGCCUACACGAUCCAGCGGCACCCCCGCGUCUUCGGCGCGUCGCGCGACGCAUUCGACCCCGGGCGGUGGCUGGGCGAGCGCGGGCGCGCGAUCCCGGAAAGUGCGUUCCGGGCGUAUGAGCGCGGGCCGAGGCGCUGCACGGGAUCCGAGUUGGCGAAUCUGGAGGCGAAAAUUGUGGUUGUGUGUGUGGCGCGGUGGUUUGAGUUUGAGAAGGUGGGGUUGGGGGAGGUGGUGCGGGGCGAGGAGGCCGGGGUUGAGGAGGGGGGGAGGGUGAAGACGAAGGGGAAGUUGUUUAGUACGCACCGGGUUACGGCGAAGCCGGUGGAUGGGAUGGAGGUCAGGGUUAGGAUCAAGGGGGAGGAAAAGGAGGUUGUAGCGAAGGAGGGGUAGGGUGUGGUUGUUAGUGGGAAAGGGCUGUGUGGGAUAUGCUGGAAAGAAGUGACAGCGUGUACUAUACCAGCAAGCGCUUCGUGUGCGCGCAUGUAAAUAGCUACAGCCGAAGUGACAAGAUAUCGUUGAGAUAGCGUAAAAUUCGGUCCAAGAGACGCUCGAUGGAA
Molecule: messenger RNA, 2081 nt
Organism: Boeremia exigua
Lineage: Eukaryota; Fungi; Ascomycota; Dothideomycetes; Pleosporales; Didymellaceae
Product: cytochrome P450
Exons: 2
Coding region: 196-1914 (572 amino acids)
Molecular function (GO): oxidoreductase activity, acting on paired donors, with incorporation or reduction of molecular oxygen; heme binding; iron ion binding
Source: RefSeq, a predicted model, not a curated record